AUGAUGUCUCCUCUGGAUAAAGUUAUGUCUAAUAUGUCCCUGGAAGAAGAAGAAGAACCGUUUGUCCUUCCGGAGCUUCCAGAAUUCUACUAUACUGAAAGGAACACUCUAAGCAUGGUGGGUCGUCUUCUCAACCCCCAAUGUCAUAAGAUGUCUGACCUAAUCGUUGAUAUGCCAAGAAGAUGGCAACUCUAUGAUAGAGUUAAAGGUGUUGCUCUCUCUAAAGACAGAUUUCAGUUCAUCUUCAAACAUGAACAUGAUCUCUUGGGUAUUUUGAACCGUGGGGUCCAUACUCACAACAUGUGGCCGAUUGUGCUGGAGCGGUGGGUAGCGAAACCUCCUCAUGACUUCCUGCAAUACAUCUAUGUGUGGGUGCAGAUGAGAAAUAUACCGGUUAACCACUACACUAAAAAUACAAUCACUUCCCUUAGAGACUUUGCGGGGAAAGUUGAGGUUGUGGCCUUCGUUCCUGAAAAGACUCAGACGAUGGACUAUGCUAGAGUCCAUGUGAAGUUCUAUGUCUCCACACCUCUAAGACGUUCGAAGAAGCUGACACUUCCAGGAGGGGAGGAAGUUAAUAUUCUCUAUGACUAUGAGAGACUUCAGAAGAGGUGCUACACUUGUCAACAUUUGACUCGUGAACAGUCUCUUUUCCCCUGGAGUAAAAACAGGAAGAUGACGGUUGCUCAGCAAACUGCAAAAUCCCCUGAGAAGCAGAUUGGUCUCGACCCUAUGACUGGGAGACCUAAGCUAGCCAAAGAAGUGUUGGAAGGAAUGAGACGAUAUUGCUUGAUGGUGGCUAAUGUUAAGAAAGGAUUGCUAGAGAAGAAAGGAUUCAGAGCUCCCUUAAAGACCUGGAGAAUGAUCAUAUUGCUUAUGUCGGGUGCUAUUGAUGCAGGUAAAAGGAUUCUUCGGUCUGGAAAAGAGUUAACCUUUCAGGAAGACUUUAUGAGACUUAAAGGCUCGGCUCAAUAUGACUCUUUUCAGGAAGGUUCAACGGGUUUUAGCAUAUGUCUCUGUGAAACUAGUGCUUCUGGGACCAACCUGAAAAAAUCCAAGGCAAGGAAGAGACCUGGCACCUAA
This is a messenger RNA of Brassica rapa (field mustard), 1083 nucleotides long. RefSeq lists its product as uncharacterized. The record is from RefSeq and is a predicted model, not a curated record. NCBI's taxonomy places the organism in Eukaryota, Viridiplantae, Streptophyta, Magnoliopsida, Brassicales, Brassicaceae.